UCAUAGUUUUGUUCAGAAAAAAAAAGUAUGGAGACAUUCAUACCCAGUGUUUUGACAACAGUAAAUCAAGACAGGAAAAAGGAGAAAAGAAAGACAGAACCAAGCCUUUUAAAAUAUGAAGAAGGGCAAAAUUACGAAGAUAACGUAUCAUUGAGGCAUCAACCGGCAGAAGAGGAGACAUUGAACUAUAACACAUUUAGAACCAACUCUGUACCCUUGAAGUCAGAGAAAACAGAAGAUUACCUUCAAGAAAGUAGAACUCAACGAGAUGCUCCAGAACCAGUUCCCUGUAAGAAGAAAGAGAAUUCCAAGGAAAAGGAUCAAACUCAUGCUUGUCCAAAAGUUAGGAAGAAAAGGCUUGCGUCAUAUGAUAGAACAGUUCCAAAGGAUGAUGAUGUGAUAAGACAUAUUAUUAGGUUAAGAGAAAAGCUUGGUUGGCAAACUGUAUUACCACAACGCAAUUUGGAAUACAGAUGUUUCAAAACUGCAACUCAGAAGAUAAUUCUAAAGAAACCUUUGAAAGAUGAUGGAGAAUUUGUAUAUUGCCUCCCUCGGAAAAAUUCUAAAGUUCUUUAUAAUCCGUAUGAUCUUCGGGUGGUCUCUGCCCACAGGGCUAGACAUUGCAAAGAAUUUUGGAUUGUUACUGCUUCAUUUAUCUCAAAGGUUACUAAAACAGGUGGUGUAGAAGAAACAGAACUUGUACCUUCUUUGGAAUGGCUACACGAAAGACGAUGUUACUAUUUAUUACAGCAAUUCAAGAUAUUUUCCCAUUUUCGAAUUAAUAAGUCAUUUGUUACUUGGAAAUUGACUGUUAAAAGAAUUAAGACAGAGAAGAGCAGGUCAUUUUUGUAUAGCCAUCUUUUUUGGGCUGACGAGUUAUUUCAAGGCUGUUUGCUUUAUAUAAAGGGACUCUAUGAAGAUGCAAUUAGUCUCAAAAAAGGUCAUGAAGAUAAUCCAUCUGCCAUAUGCCUUGUCAAGCUGGAUAAGUCUCGAACAUAUUCUCUAGAUGAAUUUUGUGAAGAACAGUUACAGCAGACUACACAGGCACUGAAACAACUUGAAGAUAUCAGGGAUAAAGCAAUUUCAGAAAUAAAAAUUACAAUUUUAAAGGUGGCAGAAAAGAAAGAAAUUAAAGAAUAUUUUGAGUUAAACCUCAGUGAAGACGUAACGCAUUUCAAACUGCCUACAUAUCGACAUUUAUUAGAAGUAAUUUUCAGGUUUCUGAUACUGGUUGACCAUAUAUUUCUGGAACUCAUCCGUCAACUAAUGAACACUGCAGUCACACAACUUUUAGAAUUAUUUACUAAUUCUGCUGUAAUGCCAUUUUCGGUGGAAAAAAAGAAUGAACAUCUGAUACACAAAGACAUCUUUGCUUUCACUCAAAACAUAACAAAUGAUUAUGAAGAAUUUGAUAAUUCGAACCUACAUACUUCUGUUCUGAAGUCAGAAGUGAAAAUAGAAGCUGAUCAGAUUUUGAAUAGUAUGAAAAUGGAUAAGGAUGUGAGAAAAAUGUAUGCACCAGUAUUUGAAGUAAAUAUACGGUUGAGAAUUCCUGCUGAGAGUGAUUCUUCAGAAAGUUCUGAAGAGAGCUUACAUGAAUCUGACAAGUGCUCUGAAAAAUCUGCGAUGUAUGAAGAAGAAAUAUCAGAAAAUGAAGUCAAUUUUGCCAUUGAACACUCAAGUGAAGAAUUGCUUCCAGUCACGAAACUGAAAAAAUAUAGUUCCAACCUUGAAAUUCUUUCAGAUGUAGACAUCGCAACUGAGUUUGAGAAAAAGUACAUGCAUGAUGGAGUUUUAGAAUUCCCUACAACCCUCUUCAUAAGUCCCAACAGAUUGGAGUUUUCAGUAAAAAUUCAAAAUAUGAUAACUGAUAUAGAAAAAUGUAUAACCAAAAUUAUUCCUCUUUGCCAAGACCCUCGCCUAUCUAACUUUAUCGAUUUGGCUUUAAUUACGGAUUUACCUAAUACGAGAAAAAGUGUAAUAGACUAUAAGAAUCAAACCAGGUGGCCAGAUUGUCAGAUCCUUUUUGAAAUGGAUCCUACCUACCAAAAUAAAAUUGUGAAUCUCCUGACUAUUAUUGGAAGUUCAAUGGGCCUAGUUAAUGUUUACAGCUGCCAGUUUAUAAAAUAUCGUACCAUGGUAGAGAAGGCCAAAAUAGCAAGUACCGAAAUAGCAUCUUUGGAAAAAUUAAAUUCAACACAGUUUAAAACUCUACUAGCUAAAUUCAGAAACUAUCUUAGGCAGGUUGUCAGUAUGGCCAUCGAGAAGCGCAUUGGCAUUUUCGACGUUUUGAGUUCUGAUUAUCAGUCACAAUGCUUACCAUAUGUCGAGAACAUCAUACAUAUGAUCCACAACCUCUUGAGAUCUGUAAUCGAAAAAAGGCAUGAAAAUCUAUUGCAGGUUGUAGACUCAGCAUUGAAAAAGCUGGAAUGUACUCCCACUGAAAUAGAAGAUUUUGUGGAACAUUUUACUUUUUUGGAUACAGUUUCUUCAAAAAUUUCCAAAUUAGAAAAAGAGUACUCAACAAUUGCUCAGCUAUAUUCUGUUGUAAAGUAUUACCAGAUCCAUAUUUCAGAGGAGCAAAUUGCCGUACAUAAAAUCUUUCUGACCAAGUUUGGUCAACUAAAAACUUGCGUGAAGUUAAGUGAAAGCAAUAAGGAUGCUGCUAUUGCUAAAUUCAGAGACAAUUUGGAAGCACAUAUCACUGGUCUGCGCGUGGAAGUUAGUAAUUUAAAGGCCAAAAUAAGAAAUCCUGUUCUAUUAUGUGCUGGUACUCAAGUGUCAACAGCAAUGGAAAUGAUCCAGAGGCUCUCAGAGGAAGCUGCAAAUUUAGCUAACAAAGCUAAAACAUAUGCAAGCUAUCGGGACUGUUUCGAUGAUGCCCAAUUUCAUCUACAUUCUCUUAGUAUGGAUGAGAUUACCCAGAUUGUGCUUUCAGAGAUCUCUGACAUUGAAUAUGAUUUAACCUUAAGGAAAAUAUUAUGGGAUGCGCAAGAGGAAUGGGGAACACUCUUUUGGGAAUGGAGGAAUAGCGCUCUUCACAGUAUUGAUACGGAAUUAGCAUAUCGAAACGUUUCAAAAUGGAUGCAAAUAAUCUUUGUACUAGAAAAAGGUUUACCUAAAAACGACAUGGUAACACAUCUUAAGCAAUCAGUGACCGAUUUUAAACAAGAGCUGCCUAUCAUCACUGCACUAGGAAAUCCCUGUCUCAAGCCAAGGCAUUGGGAAGCUCUCCAGGAGAUGAUUGGAAAAUCAGUUUCUCUUGAUAAAAACUGUACAGUCGAGAAUCUUCUAGCACUCAAGAUGUUUCAGUAUGAAAAUGCAAUAAAUGAAAUAUCAACCUCAGCAACUAAUGAAGCUGCUCUUGAAAAAAUGCUAUUUAAGAUUAUUGAUCUUUGGAACACGACUCCUUUACAUUUAGUUCUUCAUCACACUGAAAAUUACUCUAUCCUGAUAAUUUCUUCUAUAGAUGACAUUUUAGCUCAGUUGGAAGAGUCUCAAAUCAUAAUUGCAACAAUUAAAGGAUCUUCCUAUCUUGGGCCCAUUAAGGAUCUUGCAGAUCAGUGGGAUCAAACCUUGACUCUCUUCUCGUACAUUCUUGAGGAAUGGAUGAAGUGCCAAAGAAAUUGGCUUUAUCUUGAACCAAUCUUUCGUUCUACAGAAAUAAAAAGCCAGCUCCCAGCAGAAGCAAAACUCUUCUCUCAAGUAAUUACCAUGUGGAGAGAAAUAAUGUUAAAAAUACAAAACAAACUGGACGCUUUGCGAAUAAUCACCUCUACAGGAGUCCUUGAGAUUCUGCAGAAUUGCAAUGUACACCUUGAAUAUAUAAAGAAAAGUCUUGAGGACUAUCUUGAAACUAAAAGAAUGACUUUCCCAAGAUUUUAUUUUCUUAGCAAUGCCGAACUUCUUGAUAUUCUAGCUGAUAGCCACAAUCCUGAGUCUGUACAGCCUCAUCUUGGGAAAUGUUUUGAAAAUGUGAAACAGUUAUUCAUAGGGAAACAAGAAGUUGGCCCUCCUGCUGUGAUAAUGCUCAUAUCUGCUGAAGGAGAGACUCUCGUGCUGCCCAAGAGAAUCCGUUUAAGAAGUGGUGUGGAACAGUGGCUGGUACAUGUAGAGAAGAGCAUGUUUGAUGUGGUAAAAAAAUUUGUAAAUCAAGGAGUUGAAGACUGGUACUAUCAAAAAUUUUCCCUCUGGGUAGUAUCUCAUCCAGGACAAGUGGUACUCACUGUGAGCCAGAUCAUGUUUUACAAUGAUUGUAUCAAAAGUUUUGUGAGUUCUCAUGCAGAAGAAGAGGUGGAAAAAGUCCAUGCAGGUAUAAUACAUCAUCUAGAAGAGGUUGCAGAGCUGGUAGUGCUGGAUUCUAGUAACACUCGAACAAAAGCUGUACUAGGGGCAUUACUUACCCUUUAUGUUCACUGCAGAGAUAUAGUGAGAGAUUUACUACUAAAAAGUAUUUUCAAUGCAGAGGAUUUUGAGUGGACAAGACAUCUGCAGUAUAAAUGGAAUGAAAAACAAAAGUUGUGCUAUGUCUCUCAAGGAGAUGCCAGCUUUACUUAUGGCUACGAGUACUUGGGCUGUACCCCAAGACUGGUUAUUACGCCUCUCACUGACAGAUGCUGGCUCACUCUCACUGGAGCACUACAGUUGAAUCUAGGAGGCUGCCCUGCUGGUCCAGCUGGUACAGGAAAAACUGAGAGUGUCAAAGAUCUAGCAAAGUCCUUAGGCAAACAUUGUGUAGUCUUCAACUGUUUUGAAGAUUUGGAUUAUAAGAUAAUGGGGAAAUUUUUCUUUGGACUGGUUGCGUCAGGAGCUUGGUGUUGUUUCGACGAAUUCAAUCGAAUUGAUGUUGAAGUUCUCUCUGUGAUUGCCUCACAGCUCCUAGCAAUUAAGGCAGCAAAAGACAGCUAUUCUGUCAGGUUUGUACUGGAAGGAAAAGAAAUCCGUAUCAAUAUGUCCUGUGCAGUAUUUGUCACCAUGAAUCCCGGAUACAAAGGUCGACUAGAACUCCCAGAUAACUUAAAAUCUCUUUUUCGCCCGGUGGCAAUGAUGGCUCCGCACUAUCAGAUGAUUGCUGAAGUGAUGCUCUUUUCUGUUGGGUUCAAAUCUGCAAAAUUACUUUCCGGAAAGCUGGUUAACAUUUACAAACUAGCUAGCAAACAACUCUCACAACAGGAUCAUUAUGAUUUUAGCCUGAGGUCUCUGAAGACAAUUUUGGUAAUGGCAGCAAAGAAGAAACGGGAGUUUAAAAGUAACAUCAGUGACAUGUCUGAAACAGAUGAAACUCUGAUAAUUAUCGAAGCUAUGAGAGAAGCUAGUUUGCCAAAAUUUCUUCCUGAAGAUGUCCCACUUUUUGAGAAGAUUAUUGGAGACAUUUUUUAUGGAGCAACAGUUCCAAAAGUAAAUCAAAUUGCCUUGGAGAAAGUAAUAUCUGUUGCAACACAGCAACUGGGCUUUCAACAAUGGCCAACUCAGAAAGAGAGAAUCAUACAGUUUCAUAAUCAGCUUCAGGCUUGUGUUGGUGUGAUGUUAGUGGGCCCAACAGGUGGAGGAAAAACAACAGUCAGAAGAAUUUUAGAAAGAACACUGGUACUCUUACCAGCUGAAGAUUUCAUAUCCCUUGAAGAAAGGGACUCUCUUUCACAGAUUUCAGGACGAAAAGGAAAGGUAGAUGUUUGUGUUUUAAAUCCAAAGUGUGUCACUCUUAGUGAACUAUAUGGAUAUCUGGAUCUUAAUACUAUGGAAUGGACCGAUGGACUAUUAUCAGCAACAAUUAGAAAUUAUGUAUAUUCAAACACUACAAAGUACUCCAAAAAAGACAAUGAUCCUGGACCAAAGUCAAAAAUCUCAGAUUCAGCUAAUGUUUUCAAACUUGAUUCCUCUGAUAUGGCAGAUAUUGAUUAUUGUGUUUUUGAGAAGGAGAUGGAGAAAGAUACUAAAAUUCCAGAAACUCAGAACUUUGAUUGGCAGUGGAUUAUCUUAGAUGGUCCAGUGGAUACCUUUUGGGUAGAAAAUCUAAAUUCUAUGCUGGAUGACACUAGAACGUUGUGCCUGGCAAACAGUGAGAGAAUAGCUUUGACUGAUAAAAUACGAGUGAUUUUUGAGGUGGACAGCCUCCCCCAGGCUAGUCCUGCUAUUGUCAGCCGAUGCGCCAUGGUCUACAUGGAUCCUGUUGACCUGGGAUGGGAGCCUUAUGUUAAGUCAUGGCUUUGGAAAACUUCUAAAAUUAUGCAUAAAUCAGGGGUGGAUUGUCUUGAAUUCAUGAUUAAAAAUAGUGUCACAGAUGGACUACAGUUUAUAAAAAAGCAUCAGAAAUUUCAGCCAUUUCCUGUACAGGACAUAACAGUCGUUACAACCCUCUGCAGAAUUCUUGAUGCGUUCUUUGAAUUCAUGAGUCAAAACGGAGUGCUUGAACAAUAUGAAGAUUUGAAGGACAUUUCAACUGAGGAGACAACUUCACGAUCAAAAAUUUCUUUCAAGUUCAGGGAAGUAGAAAAGAGGGAUGAAAAUCCAUGGCAUCUGGAGAAAAAUCCUCUUAAAUUUAAAAAAAUGAUUCAAAAGCUUUAUGUGUUUGCAUUCACUUGGGCAUUUGGAGGAGCUUUAAAACGUGAAGAUGAACAUGAAGAUGACGUAGUAUUGUGUUCAUGUUCUGAACCUGAUUCUCCUGCAAGAGUAACCUAUGACUUUGACACCCUUGUUCAUGAAUUAUUUGAAGGCAAUUCGCAAAUAGGCAUCAGCCUCCCAACUGGUGAACAUUCUAUCUUUGGGUAUUUUGUGGAUAUACAGCAAUGUGAAUUUAUACCAUGGACAGAAUUACUUCCUAACAUUCAGACACUAAUUCAAAGAGGAACUUCAAUACUACCUGAUCCUCCAGGCUCCAGUGCACACCUCCUGAAGAUAACAGAAUGUGGAGAGAACAUUAAUUACAUCGCUACUAGAGAUACAACGUGCCUUUCUUUUCUCAUAAGCCUUCUUUUAAAGAAUUCCUGCCCUGUACUUCUCACAGGAGACUUUGCUGUUGGGAAAACCACUGCCAUUAAUCAAAUGCUUGAAAAGUUAGAGAGCUCAGGAGCAUUUGAUGUGAAAUAUGGGUCAAUUUUAGGAGAAGUCCUGUUAUAUAACGAAAUUAAAAAAUCAAGGUUCCUGAAACAGAACGUCAGCAUCUUGCUUUCUAAAACUCCUAAGACAGCAUCCGGAACUGUAGAUAGGAUUACCAAAAGGCCAGAAGUUACAACUGGUGAAAGUUCAUUUAAAAAUAAUAAUAAAGGGAUCGUAGUCUCUGCAAUGAAUUUUAACAUCGGUACGACAGCUGCCAAAACGAAGGAGAUGAUCCUUAAGAAGUUAGUAAGAAGAACUAAAGACACGCUUGGAGCACCAAAGAGCAACAGGAUUGUAAUAUUUAUUGAUGAUCUGAAUAUGCCAGAAUCAGAUAUGUAUGGAACCCAGCCACCCCUGGAAUUAAUCAGACAAUUAUUAGAUAUGGGAGGAAUUUACGAUACUGAAAAGAUUGCUUGGAAGAACAUCCAAGAUCUCUCUCUGGUGGCUGCUUGUGUUUCGGCAGGCAGCAGGGGGCAUGUUAGCCCACGUCUGCUCAAACACUUUUCCAUCCUGGUAAUGCCUCAUCUCCCACAAUGUGCCUUACGUACUAUUUUCCAGGUUCAUUUGGGAAUGUAUUUCUCCAUGAAUAACUUCACACCCGAAGUGCAGAAAACUAAGGAUCAAAUAAUAUCUUGUUCUCUAGCUGUGUACUAUCAAGUAUGUCAGAGUAUGCUACCAACUCCGAUGAAAUGUCACUACAUGUUUAAUCUUCGAGAUAUAUUUAAGCUUCUCCUAGGAUUGCUGCAAGCUGACAGGUCUGUUAUUAAUUCCAAAGAGAUGGCAGCUCUGUUCUUUGUUCAUGAAGCCACCCGAGUGUUUCACGAUCGCUUACUUGAACAAACUGAAAAGGGGCGUUUCUAUCAGUUUCUCUCAAAAGAAGUUGAGAAUUAUUUUCAGAUCCUGUGGACCAAAGAAAAACUAAUGAGUGACUCAAUUAUAUUUGUGGAUUUCUUGGAUAUAAACAAACCUCAUAGAAAGAAGAUGUAUCAGAAUACCAAUGACUAUCAUAAACUUGCUGAGAUACUUAAUGAAUUCCAGAUGAAGUUGAAUUCGGCAUCUUUGGAGAUUUCUCACUCCAUGGUAUUCUUCAAGGAAGCCAUAGAACACAUCACAAGAGUGACGAGGGUCCUUCGACAACCAGGAAGUCACAUGUUACUGAUUGGAAUAGAUGGUUGCGGAAAAGAAACUUGUGCGACUUUGGCCUGUUACUUGACAGAAAACAAAGUCUACCGGGUGCCUUUAUCUCACAAUUAUGCAUACAUGGAAUUCAAAGAAGAUUUUAAAAAGGUGUUUAUUCAAACAGGAUUAGAAGGGAGCCCCACUGCUUUGAUAGUUACUAAUUUAAACCUAGAUCAGGGGUUGUUUUUGGAAGAUUUGAACAGCGUUCUCAGUUUGGGAAAAAUACCUGACUUGUUUGAAAGUAAGGAGCUGGACUCGAUUGCACUGAGGAUCAAAUCUUUCGCUGAACAGUCUGGUUAUAUUGAUAAUAGGCAAGCUUUACUGUCAUUCUUCCAAAAGAGGUUACGUAAAAAUCUUCAUAUUCUUAUGACCAUGAGUCCUACAAGACCUAACUUUCACCAGAAUUGUAGACUAUAUCCUUCUUUGAUCAGCGCCUGCACGAUUGAUUGGUACGAGAAGUGGCCAGAAUCAGCUCUCCUGACUGUAGCCAAUUCCUUCUUAAGAGAAAAGGUGGAUUUUGAGAACAGAGAGAACUUAAAAGAAAAACUUGCCCUAACAUGUGUCCAAAUCCACAAAAGUAUAAAAGACUUGAGCAUAAGAUACUUUAAAGAGACGAGAAGGCAUUAUUACAUCAGCCCCAGUAACUACUUGCAAUUCAUGGGUACAUUUGUCCACAUUUUGAAGUCCCGAGAGAAGGAAAUGCAAAAAAAGAGGAAUCAUUUCUAUACAGGUCUAUCCAAGAUCCUGGAAGCAACCACUCUGGUUUCAGAGAUGCAGGAGGAGCUCUUGAUCCUUCACCCUCAAAUAGAACAGAAAACAAAGGAAAAAGAAACCCUAAUGGAAAAACUACAGAAAGAUUCACAAGUAGUUGAGAAAGUUCAGAUGCUUGUUAAACAAGAUGAAGAAAUUAUGGCAGAAGAAGUAAGAAUUGUGGAAGAGUAUGCUCAGAAAACUGACAAGGAAUUAAAAAGUGUACUGCCAGCUGUAGACAAGGCAAUUUUAGCUCUGAAUGCCCUGGAUAAAGCUGAUAUCUCUGAAUUAAGAGUCUAUGCCCGGCCUCCUUUCCUUGUGCUGACUGUGAUGAAUGCAGUUUGUCUUCUUCUGCAAAAGAAACCUAACUGGGCUACCGCCAAGUUACUUCUUUCAGAAACUGGUUUCCUAAAAAAAUUGAUUAACCUUGACAAAGACAGCAUACCUGAGGAGGUUUUCAUAAAGCUGAAAAAAAUUUUAAUCUUACCUGAUUUCAACCCACACAAGAUUGCUCUAGUUUCUCUUGCUUGCUGCUCUAUGUGCCAGUGGGUUAUAGCUUUGAAUAACUACCACGAAGUACAGAAGGUGGUGGGCCCUAAACAAAUCCAAGUGGCUGAAGCUCAAAAUGUCCUACAAAUUGCACGACAAAGGUUGGCUGAAAAACAAAGAGGUUUGCAGCUGGUUCAAGAACAUCUGCAGGUUUUGCAAGCAGCCUACAAAGACAUUGUUGCUGAAAAAGAACUAUUAGCUUAUCGAAGAAAACUGGCCAGCAGGCGCUUGCAGUGUGCAUCUAUCUUACUAACCGCCCUGGAAGAUGAAAAGACUCGAUGGCAAGAAACAAUCGAUCAAAUAGACCACAAGUUGGAAGGAAUCUUGGGUGACAUGCUUAUUUCAGCAGCGUGCAUUGUCUACAGCGGAGUGUUAACAGCAGAAUUUCGCCAGUUGAUUGUGAAUAAAUGGGAGACUCUUUGCACUGAAAACAACAUUUCUUUGUCUCCUAACUUUUCUCUAAUUGAAGUCAUGGCAGAAAAACAUGAGAUCCACCAGUGGCAUCAUCAGGGACUACCUCUUGGUCAGUAUUCAACCGAAAAUGCCAUCUUGAUCAAGAACGGCCUGCAGUGGCCACUGCUGAUUGACCCACAUAAGCAAGCACGCAACUGGAUCCAUCAGAUGGAAGGAUCUAGGCUGCUGGAGCUCUCCACCGAGGACAGCAAUUACAUACAAAAAAUUGAAAAUGCUAUGAAAGUUGGAGGGAGAGUCCUUUUGCAGAACCUCCCCGAAACAUUAGCUCCAAGUUUGAAGGCAAUUUUGAAGAAGGAUACCUAUCAGAAAAGAGGACAAUAUUUCAUAAGGAUUGACGAUUCUGAGCUUGAAUACAAUGCCAAAUUUAGGUUAUAUGUUCGUACAGAACUAGACAACCCAUAUUUUCCUCCAUUCAUUUAUAAUUUUGUUACUGUGAUAAACUUCACAGUAACAUUCCAAGGUUUGCAAGAUCAGCUCUUAUCUACUGUGUUAGCUCAUGAAGUUCCUCAUUUAGAAAGUCAACGUUUCCAGCUCUUGGAGAGUAUUUCCCUUGAUGCUAUGAUUCUUAAAGAACUGGAGCAAAAAACAUUAAAUUUAUUACAGAAUGCACAAGGAUUUAUACUAGAUGAUGAGGAAAUUAUAGAAAUCUUAAGAAAAUCCAAGAUGACUUCAAAUGAAAUUUCAAAGCGAUUCGAAGCAACAAAAAAAGCGGAAAGUGAAAUUGAAGCGACACGGAAACAGUAUCUUCCCAUUGCCACUCGCGGCGCCCUCCUCUACUUCCUCGUGGCUGGUCUUGCCCAAGUCGAUUACAUGUACCAGUUCUCCUUGGACUGGUUUCGUCAAAUUUUUGUUUCCUCAGUGGUUUCCAGAAGCAAAGAGCAAGAACACAGUGUGAAAAGGGAGACAGUAUUUCAGAAGAAAAGACAUGAAGUUAAGCUCUCAAAAGAGCCUAAAUUAGAAAGUGAGAAAAAGCCCUUAGAUGGACAUCUUAAAAAUUCAAUAGACAGGUUGACAAAAAAUAUUUUUCAGGUGGUCUCUUCAGCUCUAUUUAAUGAACAUAAACUUUGCUUCUCCUUCGGGCUUUGCACUGCAAUCAUGAAAAACAAUGCUGAUGGAAAUGUAAUGCAGGAUGACAUGGGAGUCCUACCGGUUGAAGAAUGGCACAUCUUCCUUUAUUCCAGCAUGCUAGUAAAUGUGAAAGGUGUAAUGCCCCAGCCUACACUUAACAGCGUGUAUGAAAUCUGUCGAAACCAACAUCUUCAGUGGGUGUCAGAUUCCAGGUGGAAGCAGUGCCAGUACAUCAGCAGUGAACUAGAACCAUUUUCUCUUCUAUGCAAAUCCCUUCUAUCAAAUGCGUCACAAUGGGAUGCUUUUAAAAACAGUAAGGCGGUAUAUUUGCUCAUGAGCACACCUUUCGCUUCAGCAAAUGCUUCUUUGGAGGAAAAUGACAAUUCACCAGAGAUAACUCAAGCUUUGGAUGAAAAUGAAGAAAUACACAGUUCUAUAAAUUUUCCCUGGGAGAAGCUCACGCCAUUUCAAAGACUUAUUUUGAUAAAAAUUCUUAGACCAGAACGUUUAAGGAAUUCCGUGAAAACAUUUAUAACUGACAAGAUAGGAGAUGAAUAUAUUUGCAGAACUGGAAUUAAUUUGAAAGAGUCGUAUAAAGCAUCCAGUGCCCGAACUCCGCUGGUACUCAUUCAUUCCCAUGGUGUCGACCUCAGCAACACUCUCCUGAAAUUUGCACAAGAGUUAAAAGGGACAACACAUCAUGUGACCAUGAUAUCUUUGGGUCGUGGUCAGGCAGCUAAAGUAGAAGACCUCAUCGUUAAGGCCCUGACCCAAAAGGAACAGUGGGUCUUCCUCCAGAACUGCCACCUUGCAGCAUCGUUUAUGCCGAGGCUCUGUGCUAUUGUGGAAUCAUUUAAUAAUCCAGAUGUAACAAUAGAGCCUGAGUUUAGGCUGUGGUUAAGCUCAAAAUCAGACAAUUCUUUCCCAAUUCCUGUUCUUCAAAGGAGUCUAAAGAUUGCAGUGGAAAAUCCCCAGGGACUGAAAAAUAAUUUACUUGAGACAUUUGGAUAUAGUGGAAGUGGAGAGGUAACAGAAGAGAUACUUGAAAAAUCAGACUGUGGACCGUGGUGGAAAAAACUUUUAUUCAGCUUAUGUUUCUUCAAUGCUCUGAUCAAUGAACGAAAAACGUAUGGAAUAUUGGGCUGGAAUAUUGCAUACGCAUUUAGUUCUUCAGACUUGGAGGUUGCCAUAAAAGUGUUGGCAAAUGCCCUGAGCGCAUGGCCCAGUGUUCCGUGGCAGACCCUGCGCUACCUGCUUGGGGAGGUGGUCUAUGGGGGCCGGGUGACAGACAGCUGGGACAGGCGAUGUUUAAACACCCUUCUCUACAAAUUCUGCAAUCCUACAAUGCUGAAAGAUGAUUUCAAUUUCUCUACUGAUGAGCCAGUGACAACAUCUGGAAGCAUGAAGGAUUACAUACGCAUUAUCCAGUCCUUACCUGACGACGACCCUCCUGAACUCCUAGAAUUACACCCUGAGGCCACAAGGGGCUAUAGGGAGAUCCAAGGCCAGAAGUUCAUUGAUACUCUCAUCGCCAUGCAACCAAGACCCACCACCACCAGCCUCAUGUUCAGGUAAGAACAAAGUGAUGAUAAGCUGGUGAUGGAAAUUUUAGCUGACAUGCUAACGCGGCUGCCACUGUCCGUGGAGAAAGAAGAAUGUGCUGGAACUCCAGGCACAUUGAAGUGUGUCAUGUUCAGCCCCAUUUGGGAGUGUCUCUGUAAAAAUCUCAAAGGCUAUGAUCCCUUCAUCCACUGUGUCUUGCUAACCUUUUUGAUCCAAGAAAUUGAGAGAUUUGAUAAGUUAUUAUGUGUUGUACAUAAAUCUCUGAAAGACCUUCAGCUAGCUGUGAAAGGAGAGAUCAUCCUCAACCAAGAAUUAGAAGAAAUAUAUCACUCUUUUCUUAGCACGAGAGUGCCAGCCUUGUGGCAGAAAUACGCCUACAAGUCAAGUAAACCCCUGGGUUCGUGGGUGAAUGACCUCAUCCAGCGACUGAAUUUCUUUAAUACCUGGGCCAAAAUGGCUCACACGGCGAUACAUCACCGGUAUAUGAGACUCGUCACCACUUGGAAGCACCCUGCCCCGUCACCCAGCCACCACCCCAGACACCCCACUGGGCAGAAGAAUGACUUCUUUGAAGGAUUUCCUGCGCGAUACUGGCUCCCAGCUUUCUUCUUUCCACAAGCCUUUCUCAUCUCGGUUCUCCAAGACUAUGGAAGGGCCCAAGGAAUCUCUACAGACGCCCUCACUUUUACCCACCACGUGAUCUCUGAGCCCACUGACCUCAAAGACGACGAGUUCUCCAUAAUCAUCCAGAAGAAACUCAACAUAGUCAGAAGAGCCUUUAAGGGCAUGGACCCCACAAACAAUGGAGUUCACAUCUUUGGUUUAUUCAUUGAGGGGGCAAGGUGGAAUCAUGAAGAAAAAAUACUGGAAGACUCGCUGCCUUGUGAGAUAUGUUGUGAUUUUCCUGAAAUACACUUCUUGCCAACAAAGAUUUCUACUGAAAGUCCAAAUGCUCCCGAGCAGACGGAGUCCGAACUCUACACCUUUGAAUGCCCAGUCUACCAGACACCUGAAAGGUCAAGGACCUGGACAACUGCUGGCCUAGCCUCAAACUUUUUAACAUCUGUGUAUUUAUCCACAAAGAAACCUCCUAGUCACUGGAUCACACUGCAGGUUGCAUUGCUGUGUGAGAAGGAUGAAAAAUAAAUUUCCAUAACCAACCAUGUCAUUUCUGACUCUAACCAGAAUUUCAUCUUUGAAGACAUUCACGUGUAGGCCGCAUCCUCAUGAAAACAUCUGUGGGUUCAGCCAGACUGGAUGAUGCCAUCCCUUCCUUCCUCCUGCACAUGAAAA
Phacochoerus africanus (Common warthog) is the source of this 13971-nucleotide messenger RNA. RefSeq names its product dynein axonemal heavy chain 14 (gene DNAH14). Gene Ontology annotation, cellular component: dynein complex. NCBI's taxonomy places the organism in Eukaryota, Metazoa, Chordata, Mammalia, Artiodactyla, Suidae. Gene Ontology annotation, molecular function: minus-end-directed microtubule motor activity; dynein light intermediate chain binding; dynein intermediate chain binding. The transcript has 85 exons. The record is from RefSeq and is a predicted model, not a curated record. Gene Ontology annotation, biological process: microtubule-based movement.